UGCCAUGGCCGGGAGUCGUCGAGGGGUUUCACGCGGAUACGAUUACGCGGUACGCCGAGCGGGGGCCUACCUACUCGUACUGGUAGGCCCUUGGCCGGAGGAGGAAGAGGAAUCACAAAGCGACGACCGACGAUCAUGGCCGGGGUCGUCGCCUCCUCCACCGCUUUUCUUCUCCUCCUCGUCCUCCUGCCCAAGAACGGGAGCGUGGCCUUGGCGGCAGAGACGUGCUACUGCUACCAGAGGAGCGCCGUCAACGGGGAAGCGAACAAGCUGACCAAGACGAUCGCGCUCGCCGUCGGCCCCAUUGAGCUGCAAAUAAAAAAGACGGUCUCGCCGGUGAGCGGCUGCUCGGGAGCGGUGCCGACGUCGCCAAGGCCACCGCCAAUCCCGGCGGACACGCGCACCCCUACACCUCCAGCCCCGCUUGCUGCGGAUAAAAGGGGCUUGAACUGGCGCCCAAAGGCAUGGUGCUGCUGGGGCAUCACCGUGGCAACGGUGAUCGUCCUCUUCGCGGUGAGGCCUGAAAUGUUCCUAGUACCAUCGCGCAACGGCGGCGAACCGCUUGACGGCAACGAACAUACUACCAUGGUCAGCGUGGCCGCACAGGUCCCGACUGGCUCGCGUGAAACUAGGCGAGAACGUCGGUCGCGCCGGAUGCCCCGACCCCAGCUGCGAGAAACGUUGAUCAUCGAUAGCAAUGGGAAUUCACGGUUGGACGGCAACAGUGAGCUCUUCUACUGCCCCAUGUGCACAACGACGGCGCCCAUCAUCCACAAAUCCAGCUUCGGCUCAUGCGGCCACGCCUUCUGCAACAGCUGUGUAGCCAAGUACAUCGCUGUGAGGCAGCGUGAGAAUGUCGCUCUUCCCGUCGAAUGCCCCGAGUGCGAGGACGACGCCUGCCGCGACCCCUUGCUGAACAGCGAUGGCGAUGGCAAUGAAGAUUCAUCAGCGGACGGCAACGACGUCGGCGACGGUAAGCGCUUCUACUGCGCCAAGUGCAUGCAUGUGGUGCCAUGUGCAUGUAUACGGCGCAGCUUCACCUCGUGCGCCCAUGACUUCUGCUCCAACUGUGUUUCUCGUCGACUGCAAGGACGGCGCGGCGACGGCAAGCACUUCUACUGCACCAAGUGCAUGCACGUCGUGCCAUGUGCAUGUAUACGGCCCAGCUUCACCUCGUGCUCCCAUGAUUUCUGCUCGAGCUGUGUUUCUCGUCAACUGCAAGGACUGCGCCGCCGAGCCGGAAAGAGGCCACAACAUCAGCCCCCCGUCGACAUGUUGCUGUUAACCGAGGGCAACGAAGAUUUGCCGGUCGACGGCGUCGGCGAGCUCUUCGACUGCGCCAUCUGCAUGGAAACGGUGCCCGGCACCCUCAAGUUCAUCAUCAACUCGUGCGGCCACGCCUUCUGCUCCAGCUGCGUCGCCCAGUACGUGGCCGCGAAGCUGGACGACAAUGUCUGUCCCAUCGAAUGCCCGCAGCCAGGCUGCGAGGACGGCACCAUCGAGCCGGAGAGCUGCCACGGCAUCAUCCCCACGGACCUCCUCGACAAGUGGGGUUUGCUACUAUGCGAGCUCGCGGUCGGCGCCAAGAGGAUAUACUGCCCGUACCUAGAGUGCUCGGCGCUCUUGCUCACCGACGGCGAGGCCGGGGCGGCGGCCAUCGCCGAGGCGGAAUGCCCGCACUGCCACCGGCUUUUCUGCGCCCGGUGCGCCGUGCCAUGGCACGACGGCUUCGGGUGCGAGGAGUUCCAGAAGCUCGGGCAGGACGAGCGCGGCCGGGAGGACCUCCUGCUCAGGGGCCUCGUCGGCAGGGAGGGCUGGCAGCGGUGCCCCGAGUGCCAGAUGUUCGUGGAGAAAUCGGAAGGGUGCAAUUACAUCAAGUGCAGGUGUGGAUACAGCUUCUGCUACCGAUGCGCAUCCGAGUUGUCUGCGCAAAACCAUUACUGCAACAAGUGCAAGCGCUAAUAAUGGAUGGACGGUUCUUAACACCAAGCCGGCCACAUGAGUUCACUCGGCCAAAACUACCGCGCUUAUUGGAGAUGCUCUCAAGCCUUUAUUGAAAAAAUGUUUCCUCAAGCGAAAAAUGGAAAUCUAGUCAGGAAAAAACCUUAAAUUUAUUAGGUUGUACAGCUUGUUUGGUAUUAAUUUGAUUCUCCACUUGUAGGUGUGGAUUGGUGAAAAUAAUCUUGCCACUUUUUAUUUGUAAUUAUUAGGGUAGAGUCAACCAUGUCUUUGAGCUAGCAAUCACCGUGCCAGUUCUACAAUGUCCGGCUUGCACGAACUAUAUAUGCACACUACAACAAAUCAAAUUACUACUGAUCACUCAUCAGUGAUCGACACCUGGCCAGGUGUGAGUGAUGCGGGUCAACAUUCGGCUACUGAUAUGCCUCAAACAUAUCUAUAAUUUUUGAAAUAUUCAUGCUAUAUUCACCAUUUAUACAUAAGCUUGGCAUAUUUUUUUAUUGAUUUUUAUUGAACUAACGUAUCAAUCCAGUGCGUAGAGUUAGUUGUUGUUUUUUCGACUUUUCGGGACAUAAAAUUUCUGAUGCCAAAAAAAGCAAAUAAAAAUAGGACGCUAAUUUUCAAGCUAGAAGAGCAACUGGGCCAGAAGCUCAACUGGAAGGGGAGGGGGCACAACCUCGACACGUCCCCCUUGGUGUGAGCUAGGAGCGUGGGCAUUGCUUCCACCGCCUUUCAACACCCUAGCUCCAUAUCUACUAAAAAACAUCCGGCGUAAUUUAACCCUAAUUUUUUUCACCGCUGCCACGUCCCGAUCCAAUGUAUUCUCGGUUUUGGCCUUGUUUCGACACCAUAUCGUAGGGGGGAAUUUGAUCUUCAUGAACCUCUUCAUCAUCCCUUGCUG
Molecule: messenger RNA, 2860 nt
Organism: Aegilops tauschii subsp. strangulata
Lineage: Eukaryota; Viridiplantae; Streptophyta; Magnoliopsida; Poales; Poaceae
Biological process (GO): protein ubiquitination
Molecular function (GO): ubiquitin-protein transferase activity; zinc ion binding
Source: RefSeq, a predicted model, not a curated record